CGCGAUGCAUUCUGGGCCUUGGCAAGAUGGCGUCCUCCUUGAUGUGCUGAUGAGAGUUUUACUGCAGCUCCAAACCAGAGGGCAAAACUCCCGUCACCCGAAAAGCCCACAUUAUCUAUUUUCUCCGGGAGUCCACGUCGGCCGUUUCUCAGGACUCGUUCUCAGGCAGGAGACAUCCACGGAGCCGGAGGCCAGGACCAGCCAGGCCGCGCGGACCCGGGGCUGAGGAACCGGCUGCGGGCGAGCACGAUGGGCCGGUCCUGGCUCUGGUUGCAGCAGCUCAGGCGAGUGCGGGACCCGCAGGGCUGAGAGCGGCCGGAGGACAUCCGAGGCGCUCUGAACCUGUUUCUCUCGGCCGGAGACCUCAGCCCCGUCGGCCCAGUCGGCGAACCGGCACCGAGAGCGGGCGGCCGGCCUGUCCUGGGAUCUGCUGAGGCGUCGGAGGCCGAGAGCAGGGUCACCGUGAGGCCUCAAGUCUCUCACGCCUUUGACAGCUCCGCUCGCGGCCCCUCCGGGACCGUGCGGCCUCAGAAACAGCCAGUGGCUUGGGGCCUGGGGGUGCGUGUGUCUGUGCGGAGCUCCGCGGGCUGCCCCAGUCCCCACCAGCUCUUCGCACCCGCCUUCGACUUCCCGCGCAGAGUUAGACACAGGAUCUCAGACUUGUGUCCGAGUACGGGUCUCCGCACCCUCUCCGUUCAUUUAUUUUACGACUCCCCUUUUUUUCUACUUCUUAUUUCACCAAUUCUGGUACAAACUAGUUUUUAAGGCUGGAGGUUCUCGAGCGCUUGUUGCCAAGGACUCCUCCACCUCCUCCCCCCGCAAUGGAGUCCGAAAUGCUGCAGUCGCCUCUUCUGGGACUCGGGGAGGAAGAUGAGGCCGACCUUACGGACUGGAACCUGCCUUUGGCUUUUAUGAAGAAGAGGCACUGUGAGAAAAUCGAAGGCUCCAAGUCCUUAGCUCAGAGCUGGAGGAUGAAGGAUCGGAUGAAGACGGUUAGUGUUGCCUUAGUUUUGUGCCUGAAUGUCGGUGUGGACCCUCCAGAUGUGGUGAAGACCACACCCUGUGCACGGCUAGAAUGCUGGAUUGAUCCUCUGUCCAUGGGUCCUCAGAAAGCUCUGGAAACCAUCGGUGCAAAUUUACAGAAGCAGUAUGAGAACUGGCAGCCGAGGCCUUUGAAUCCAACCGAGGAUUCUCUGCAGGUCUUCACCGCACGUGGCUUGAUGACGAGACACUUCUGCCGCAUGCCAGCACGUCACCUGCUUGUUCAUGGGCUUGCUGGCGUGUGUAGUGACAGCACAUGUGUUAUU
Molecule: messenger RNA, 1307 nt
Organism: Galeopterus variegatus (Sunda flying lemur)
Lineage: Eukaryota; Metazoa; Chordata; Mammalia; Dermoptera; Cynocephalidae
Product: regulatory-associated protein of mTOR-like
Exons: 4
Biological process (GO): cellular response to starvation; regulation of autophagy; cellular response to amino acid stimulus
Cellular component (GO): cytoplasm; TORC1 complex
Molecular function (GO): protein-macromolecule adaptor activity
Source: RefSeq, a predicted model, not a curated record